AUGUCAGGACACCACCGCAUCACCCUCGCCGCCAACCCCCCAUACUUCGAUGGGGACAAGUCCAAAUAUAUGGGCUUCGUGGAUUCGUGCACCACCUAUAUUGGUGCCUAUCGGUCGGAAUUCUCGCAGGAUGAGACAAAAAUCCUCUUCAUCCUAUCAUACCUCCGCAACAAGGCUGGCACAAGCUGCGCUGCCUCGAGAUGGGCAAUGAACUGGAAGCAGCGCAACUUCAAGAGCCUUAAUGGAAUAAAGGCUGGGGUCACCUCGGCGACCUUCUUGGAGGAGCUUCAAAGGGCUUUUGGGGACUCCAACGCGGAACAAGUUGCCGCCGCUCAGCUCAUGGCCCUGCGCCAGAAUAAACGAUCCUUUGCAGAUUAUAUCUCCAACUUUGAGAUGCUGGCUGCGGACGCGGGGUACAACGUGGUCACCUCCACCGACAGCAAGGGCGAGUACAAGAAGGGGGAUCAGGACAACAUCCUCAUCGAAUUCCUCGAGCGUGGACUAAGCAGCGAGAUCGCAAGUCGCCUCUACAACAUGGGUGUCCCCUUGCCCAAGGCGUAUGGCGCCUUCAAGGACUGGUGUGUCAACAUCGAGGCAAACACUCUACGCGAUCAGCUGCGCAAAGCAUCGCAUGCGCACUCCGCACCACGACCGCCUCCCCAAUUCCGCCCGCAGGUAACCCCAAUGACACCUGCACCCGCCCCGGCCCGACCUGCUGCCAACAAACCGGUUCCGAUGGAAAUGGAUCGCACCCACGCCCGCGGCCGCAAUAUCAUCUGCUACAACUGUCAGCAGCCUGGGCACAUUGCGCGGAACUGCCCGGAACCAAGGAAGAAGCGCACAUUCUUCAAUCGGGCCACGAUGCUUGAAGAGAUCGAGAACGGGGACAAGUACAACGAGUUCCUCAAGGAGAUCACUGAGAAGCUGCGCGAGAAGGGUUUUUGA
This is a messenger RNA of Mycena citricolor, 945 nucleotides long. Lineage: Eukaryota; Fungi; Basidiomycota; Agaricomycetes; Agaricales; Mycenaceae. The record is from the annotation of a GenBank genome assembly.